Clavispora lusitaniae ATCC 42720 is the source of this 1908-nucleotide messenger RNA. RefSeq lists its product as uncharacterized. Lineage: Eukaryota; Fungi; Ascomycota; Pichiomycetes; Serinales; Metschnikowiaceae. Gene Ontology annotation, biological process: meiotic cell cycle; positive regulation of transcription by RNA polymerase II. Gene Ontology annotation, cellular component: nuclear chromosome. Gene Ontology annotation, molecular function: DNA-binding transcription factor activity; DNA binding. The record is from RefSeq and is a predicted model, not a curated record.
AUGGAAAGUCCCACAAAAAUUGCCCCUGAGACAGGCGGCAAUAGCACAAAUAUCGAAAACACAAACAGCCAGCAGGUUGCAAAUGAAGCCGCUGCAAAAAAGCUAGCACCCCGCUCCAGCAAUCAGUUUCGUGUCGGGCCGCCUUUUGGCACUACCGUAGUCGCCCGUCACAUCUACAACGACGCUCUUGGCGAGAAAAUGACGCCGCAGAUUACGGCCCGGCUCGACAGAGGGUUCAAUCUCAUUGACGGUCUGUGGAUUGGCUACAAGCGGAACUAUUUCACGUUGGUGGCAGCGUUUUGCUUUGAAGACCAGCCGCUUUCCGUAUGCUCAACAUCCACUUUCCUGUGCUUGGACACCAAUCAAAGGCAGAAGUUGCUUUACUUCAAGCUACGCCUUGUGUCCACGUGUGCCGAGGAUAAGAAGACGCAAAUUUCAUUGGUGCAACACACGGCGAAAAGAGACAAGGGCCCGCAAUUCAGCCCGCCCGUGUACAACGCGGUGCCUGGCCGGCUUCCGGGACAUCAUGUCAUGAAACUGGUUGCCAACAUCCGCAACGGCGACAAGAUCUCCCGCUGUAACCGCUUGUUCCACUUACCGCAUUCGGAACGCCAGCAGUUGGUGGCUACCACAAAUUGCAUUCUCUCUACGUAUCCCGACGACAAGGAAGUGUCGCUUGUGGCCCGCUAUGAGCGUAUCCAGUUCCUGUCAUCUGCUUCGGGCACCAGGAAACAAUCUUCCACCAAUAACAAGCAUUAUAUUUUGGAAGUGCAACUUCUAGGUGUCACUGAACAGGGAGAUGUUGUUCUAGCAUACACGCAGACACCGCCUCUCAUAGUCCGGGGCCGGUCGCCCUCCAACUACACUUCGGGCGAGAAGAAAAAACGCAGCAGCUUGGAAAAGAUUGACGACAACUUUAUCACCGACCAGGAGAACUUAGAUGUGCCCACACGGAAGAAAGCCCGUAUAAGAUCACGCAAGGCGCUUCAGCCACUAGGAAAUACCAGACAGAAAAGCCCUCCGCUAUUCCUUGAUAGUGACAGCUCACAUGGGAACAAACAGAAGAGCACGGAAAAAGUGAAUUCAAAAAAAGGCCAAGGAGAAAACUAUUUUGGAGAGAAACACUUUUCCGGAAUCACAUCUGCUGGCAGCUUUGGUGGGGGAACAAACUACUUCGCAAACGUCAAUUCUGUUAGAAGGUUCGACCAUCAUGGAAACAUCUGCUCUCAGGGAAAUACAAUCGGCCAUGAAAGCUCCAAUUCUUAUGCUCAGUCGCCUGGCCAGCCCGAGUACGUUAUUCCCCAAGAUUUGUCUCUAGUUCCCCAAUCUGUAUCGGAUGCCAGCUUUCCAGAAGUCACCUACACUUCCCUUUCAGAUCGAGAGCCGCUAAACACAUACUACAAUUAUCGGCCCAGAAAAAUCACCUUUGGCAAGCUCGAAGAGGCGCUUAGAAAAUACGAGGCGGCCAAGGAAACGCUCGAGAACCUUUUGCAGUGCAGCUUGGGCAGCAAUGCGUCUUGGAAUCUGACCAUAGGCGCAACCCAAGAUGUAAACAACUGGCGCAGCGCUUCCACACCGCUCCAGAUUAGGCAUCUUGCGGAUAAUCCGGCCAGUACGCCUUCGAAAACGAAGCGACACAGUCCUGUAUUGCGUUGCAAGCACGGGCUCAAAAAGAGAACCACUGCUCCCCGAAAAGUGUACAGCUCGUCAGAUUUGGGGUCUGACAACUGCGACUCCAGCUUCCGCCGUUUCAAGGAGGAGCUUGAGGUGCUAAAAUCCACAAUCCUUAUCCGUCCCGCAGCCAGUCUGGGAAAUGAUUUGCUGUCGCCACUUUCAACAUUGAACUCCGAAAAAGAGAAAGAAUACGUCGAUUGGGGCGACAGUUCAAGGCCAUUUUCCACGAUAUGA